AUGAUAGAUGCUCUGAUAGACUUAUUCACGGCCGUGGACGUGGACGACCGAGUCAAAGUCGUCAUCUUGACGGGUGCAGGCAAAGCAUUCAGCGCUGGAAUUGACUUGAGUGGGGACUACAGCCAGGAGAAGAACAAACUGCGACCUAGCGAGAUGCGGGACCCUGGAGGCACACUGGCGCUUGCCAUGUUCAAUUGUAGAAAGCCCAUUAUAGUGGCGUACAAUGGCCUCGCUGUUGGCAUCGGCAUGACAUCCACUCUAGCAGCGGCUAUUCGUAUUGCGCCGCGUAACUCAGAAUUUGGAUUCCCUUUUUCAAGGAUUGGUCUGACAAUGGAGUCUUGUAGCUCCUUUUUCCUGCCACGCAUGGUUGGGUAUAGCAAUGCGACGUAUCUGCUGGCAACAGGAAAGCGAUAUCCUGCCCACUCGCCUAUCCUCCACGGCAUCUUCGCAGAGCUUGUUCCUAAACCCGAGGAUGCUCUUCCCCGAGCUCUUGAGGUUGCGCAGGACAUCUUGUCCAAUGUCAGUACCAUGGCAAUCCACUUGAACCGGCAGCUCAUUUGGCGAAAUCCCGGUUCCGCGGAAGGCGCGCAUCUGGUGGAUAGCCCUCUGCUAUAUGACAUGUUUGGUGGAAGGGAUCACCUUGAAUUCAAAAAAUCCUUCUUUGAGAAACGUCAACCGGCAUUCACAGAUGCAUUAUCAAAGGAUGCACCUCGGACAUACCCGUGGUGGAACGAGUUUUCGGUGGAGACUCGACCAGAGGCUCAGAAAACCCCCAGUAGUAAACUCUAG
This is a messenger RNA of Penicillium daleae, 789 nucleotides long. RefSeq lists its product as uncharacterized. The record is from RefSeq and is a predicted model, not a curated record. The transcript is spliced from 3 exons. Bases 1 to 789 code for a protein of 262 amino acids. Lineage: Eukaryota; Fungi; Ascomycota; Eurotiomycetes; Eurotiales; Aspergillaceae.